This is a messenger RNA of Amphiprion ocellaris (clown anemonefish), 655 nucleotides long. It is a transcript of the gene tmem14a, whose product is annotated as transmembrane protein 14A. Gene Ontology annotation, biological process: regulation of heme biosynthetic process. The coding region runs from base 108 to 416 and encodes 102 amino acids. Gene Ontology annotation, cellular component: mitochondrial membrane. The transcript is spliced from 5 exons. NCBI's taxonomy places the organism in Eukaryota, Metazoa, Chordata, Actinopteri, Pomacentridae. The record is from RefSeq and is a predicted model, not a curated record.
ACAUUGCACAUGCGCUUUAGGGUUACUGGGCAGUAACGAGGAAGUGCAGUCACGGAUUGAAAGUGUCAAACUGCUGCGUCUCCCUUAUUUAGACUUCAAGCUUUGUGAUGGCCAUUGACUGGAUUGGAUUCAGCUAUGCUGCUGCAGUCGCUUUUGGAGGAUUCAUGGGAUACAAACGAAAAGGUAGCGUGAUGUCUCUGAUUGCAGGUUUAGUUUUUGGUGGAUUUUCUGCUUACGGUGCCUGUAACGUGUCCAAUGACCCAAAGGAUAUCAAGGUCUCACUGCUUGCUGCAGGAGCCCUCGCAGUCGUCAUGGGAAUGAGAUACAGGAAAUCUGGGAAACUAAUGCCUGCUGGGAUCAUGUCAGGGCUAAGUUUGUUGAUGGUGUUCCGACUGUUGCUGCUGAUCAUGGCGUGACUGAGAGGAAAAGUCUGACCAGCCUGAGGCUUCUCUGGUUCUCAGUGAACAAAGCCUUGUUUUAAAGGAAACAUCAUUUCCACUUAUCACACUAAAACAAGUCUUAUAGCUUUUGAGUGAUCUCAUUGUAGUACAUCUCCUUUGCUAAUUUUCCAUACAUCAGAGUUUUUUAUCCUACAUGAGCCUGUGAAUGAAUGUAUGAUUUGUGAAUAAUGUCUUUGAUUUAUUCCCUCACACUA